GCAUUUGGCAGCAACUGAAUGCUCCUUAUUGUAAGCAGGUUGUCCCGCCGCAAAUUAGGCCUACUGCUUAAUCGUAGGAGCUCCAAAGAUUUAUGUAGAAUCCAACAGCAUUCAUGUCCAGGUUGAGUGUGGUGUUCGGCGGCUCCAGGGGCAUUGGCCGCGCGGUGGCCAGGCUGUUGGCGCAGAAAGGGCACAGGGUCGUGGUGGUCUCCAGAAACGCAGAGCUUGCCCAGGCCACCGCAGCCACUCUGCCAGGAGAGGACCAUGUGGCUCUGAGCUGCGACGUCUCCAAGGAGCAGGAGGUGCAGAAGACGUUUGAGACCAUCCAGAAAAGCUGUGGCUCGGUGGGGUACCUGGUCAAUGCUGCUGGCAUCAACAAGGAUGGGCUGUUGCUGAGGACUCGUCCAGAUGACAUGGUGUCCGUGCUACACACCAACCUGCUGGGCUCCAUGCUGACCUGCAGGGCGGCGCUCAGGAGCAUGCUGACGCAGGGGGGAGCCAUCGUCAACAUAGGUUCGGUGGUGGGUCUGAAGGGGAACGCGGGCCAGUGUGUGUACAGCGCCAGCAAGGCCGGCCUGGAGGGCUUCACACGCUCCCUGGCCAAGGAGGUCGCCUCCAGGAAUGUCCGAGUCAAUCUCCUCGCCCCAGGUUUCAUCCGCACAGACAUGACGGCUGGUCUGGGUCUGCGAGGGCAGCAGCAGGAGGCGGCAUCAGCAGCAGCAGCAGUGCCUGAUAUGGAGCGUCGUAUCCCCCUGGGCCGCUUCGGGGAGCCAGAGGAGGUGGCCCAGGCCGUGCUCUUCCUGCUGGAGUCCCCCUACAUCACGGGCCAGGUGCUGCUGGUGGACGGGGGACUGCAGCUGGCCAUGUAGCCUAGGGCAGAGAUGCAUCUUGUCACCAGGCAGGCAGGCAGACGCUUAGGGUCCCCAAGCCUCAAGUUGGUGAACAACAGCUCACACUUCACUUCAGUAGUGGCAAUUUUGUUUCAAAUGUUCAUUCCUUUGAAUUUUUGCUUGGGGCCCCAGCUAACCCUGCAGUCGGCUCAGAGCCUAGGCCCAGGACAUGGACAUGUACAUGUCGUUUUGGGGCAGGGUGCGCACAUACACAAGUCACAUACAAGUCAUUUUUUUUUUGCAAGUGCCAGACCAUAGUGCCAGGCAGUCGAAGAAUGUGGGUCUGCCUGCACACUGCCAAAACGAGCUUCAGAAAAUAAAUGUUUUAUAAUUAAAACAAGCACCGUUGGAUGAACUUUUAUUUGUGCACGAAAACAAAAUAUUAAUUUGGUAGCAAAUGUGUACAAACACCAGGCUAGAUGUGGGGGACAUACAAUGUUAUUCCUCUUUCAUUCAUUUUAUAUUCUGCCAUCAUUUGGCUGGUAGCUGUUAUGAAUCUGCAUCCCUUGGCAGACACGUGGACAUUGGCCAACAACCUAACUACAUAAGGAUAAAGUCAAGACAGGCAUCUUGCUGUUCCACCAUGUCUGUGUUGUUGCACUUAGCCUGUUUUUAGCUGUUACGUGCAAAGGAGCAAGCCAGUCUAACACACACACACACACACACACACACACACACACACACACACACACACACACACACACACACACACACACACACACACACACACACACACACACACACACACACACACACACACACCAUCACACCAACUUAGAGGCUUGUUGUCAGUCAGUGCAGCUGGGGCCAUGUCAGGCCAUUCUCAUGUCAUGUUGAUGCACUGCAUAUGGGUAAUCAGCAUGAUCUGGACAUUGUCUCUUAUCCUGGGCACAUGACACAUGGAUAACGUCCGCCAGUGAAGGGUUUUGGACUUAUUCCUGGCCAAGAAUUCCUUCUUCUAGGCAGGAGUUAGGAGACACUUAAGCCUCUUUUGCUGGGUACCAUCGCCGGCGCCGCCCCUUCUGCAUUAUAGGCCGCUUUUAAAAAAUGGGAUUUGUCUCUGUGGUUUGUUUGUAGACAAAUGGCUGGUGUUGUAGCUUAUGCAACAGGAUGAUUAAAGCCGAGUUUUCACCCCCUCAGAUGUGGCAUGCGGAGUCUGUGUGCAGAGAUCAGUUUUCUGUUGUUAACCAAAAAAAAAAGAAUUACAGCCACGGUUUCUUCGGUUGUAAUUAGGCCCUUUAUGAUUUCCCUUCACCGAAAUGAAGGAUUGUUGUGGUCACUGCUGCGUUUCUUUUUUGUUGUGCCUGACGCUGAGACUGGCUUAUAAGCUGCCUCGCUCCCCACUGACACAAGACACAAGUCUUAAAUGUCAGACGCAGACAGAUGAAUAAAGUAAACGUUU
Engraulis encrasicolus (European anchovy) is the source of this 2292-nucleotide messenger RNA. RefSeq names its product carbonyl reductase 4 (gene cbr4). The coding region runs from base 114 to 869 and encodes 251 amino acids. The transcript has 6 exons. Gene Ontology annotation, molecular function: oxidoreductase activity, acting on the CH-OH group of donors, NAD or NADP as acceptor. NCBI's taxonomy places the organism in Eukaryota, Metazoa, Chordata, Actinopteri, Clupeiformes, Engraulidae. The record is from RefSeq and is a predicted model, not a curated record.